AUGGCGCGAGUGUUUCUUCUGUGGUUGGUGGUCACCUAUGCUGCCUCUGUGACGGUAAAUGCGGCUUCUGGAAACCCGAGCCUUCCUGUAUCAGCGAACGAUGUGUUGACACCAUUGUCAAUCGUUGGGAAGCCGACCGAGCAAAGUACAACAUAUCUGGCCCAAUACUCGUCAGAUAAAGCUGUAGAUGGCAGUCAGGACACCAGACUGUACCCAAACGGUGUCUGCUCUCACACUCAUCAGGAAGCCAAUCCAUGGUGGAGAGUAGAUCUUGGAGCAGAACACUGCAUUGCUAAAGUGACCAUUCUCAACCGUGGAGACUGCUGCAGUAACCGUUUGACGAGUGCCGUUGUUCGGGUGGGUUUGAACAAUGACGUCCUAACCAAUGAUCAGUGUGGCUCGGCUGUGACGGCUGCACAAGCCUCACCAUUGGGCGGAACCAUCGAGUUCAACUGUGAGUCACCGAUGAGGGCGCAAUACAUCAGUGUCAACAUUCCCUCAGGUGGUGUUCUGCAACUUUGCGAAGUGACGGUUGAAGAAUUUCCUUUGGAAGUGUGUUCCCCACCAGUAGUCCAAGCAGCACCUUUGCCAAUCGUUGGGAAGCCGACCGAGCAAAGUACAACAUACCUGGCCCAAUACUCGUCAGAUAAAGCUGUAGAUGGCAGUCAGGACACCAGACUCUACCCGAACGGUGUCUGCUCUCACACUCAUGAAGAAGCCAACCCAUGGUGGAGAGUAGAUCUUGGAGCAGAACACUGCAUUGCUAAAGUGACCAUUCUCAACCGUGGAGACUGCUGCAGUAACCGUUUGACGAAUGCCGUCGUUCGGGCCGGUUUGAACAGUGACGUCCUAACCAAUGACCAGUGUGGCUCGGCUGUGACGGCUGCACAAGCCUCACCAUUGGGCGGAACCAUCGAGUUCAACUGUGAUUCACCGAUGAGGGCGCAAUACGUCAGUGUCAACAUUCCUUCAGGUGGUAUUCUGCAACUUUGCGAAGUGACGGUUGAAGAACUUCCUUUGGAAGAAUGUUCUCCAGCGUUAGACAUCGGUAGGGCGGAACUUGACAUCGUUGGAAAACCGACGAAACAAAGUAGCGAUUUCAAUGGAAAACUAACAUCAGAUAAAGCUGUAGACGGUAGUCAGGAUAGCCUGCUUAACACUAAUUUUAAGUGUUCACACACAGGUAAAGAGAACGCCCCCUGGUGGCGAGUUGAUCUGGAAGAUGCGUACACCAUCUCAAAGGUCACCAUCCUCAAUCGCGGGGACUGCUGCAACGGGCGUUUGACGGGGGCUGCUGUACGUGCUGGAAUGUGCGGCGGUGAGGUGACCAACAACCAGCAGUGUGGCUCGUCUGUUACCAGCGAACAAGCCGCAGUACCAGGUGCAACCAUCGAGUUCGUGUGUGACCCACCGCUGAGGGCGCGCUAUGUCAGCGUUGAUCUUCAGUCCGAAGAAGGAGAGUACCUACAGCUGUGUGAAGUGACGGUGGAACAAGUCCUAUAA
Molecule: messenger RNA, 1503 nt
Organism: Asterias rubens (European starfish)
Lineage: Eukaryota; Metazoa; Echinodermata; Asteroidea; Forcipulatida; Asteriidae
Exons: 11
Coding region: 1-1503 (500 amino acids)
Source: RefSeq, a predicted model, not a curated record